Messenger RNA from Lasiosphaeria miniovina, 1917 nucleotides. RefSeq names its product methylenetetrahydrofolate reductase-domain-containing protein. The transcript has 2 exons. The record is from RefSeq and is a predicted model, not a curated record. Gene Ontology annotation, molecular function: methylenetetrahydrofolate reductase [NAD(P)H] activity; FAD binding. Gene Ontology annotation, cellular component: cytosol. Bases 1 to 1917 code for a protein of 638 amino acids. Gene Ontology annotation, biological process: tetrahydrofolate interconversion. NCBI's taxonomy places the organism in Eukaryota, Fungi, Ascomycota, Sordariomycetes, Sordariales, Lasiosphaeriaceae.
AUGCAUAUCCAAGAGAUGCUGGCCGAGGCCGAGAGGACGGGCAACCCGUCCUUCUCCUUCGAGUACUUCCCGCCCAAGACAGCACAGGGUGUGCAGAACCUCUACGAUCGCAUGGAGCGCAUGUACCACUUUGGCCCCAAGUUCAUUGACAUCACCUGGGGCGCCGGCGGCCGCAUCGCCGAGCUCACGUGCGAAAUGGUGGUGCAGGCCCAGACGUACCUCGGCCUCGAGACUUGCAUGCACCUUACCUGCACCGACAUGGGCGAGGAGCAGGUCAACGACGCCCUCCACAAGGCCUACAAGGCCGGCUGCACCAACAUCCUGGCCCUCCGCGGCGAUCCCCCUCGCGAGAAGGAGAAGUGGGAGGCUACCGACGGCAACUUCCGCUACGCCCGCGACCUCGUGUCCCACAUCCGCCAGUCCUACGGCAACCAUUUCGAUAUUGGCGUUGCCGGCUACCCCGAGGGUUGCGACGACAACAAGGACGAGGAUAUGCUCCUCGACCAUCUCAAGGAGAAAGUCGACAUGGGCGCCACCUUCAUCGUCACCCAGAUGUUCUACGACGCGGACAAUUUCGUGCGCUGGGUCGAGAAGGUACGGGCUCGCGGCAUCACCGUGCCCAUCGUUCCCGGCAUCAUGCCAAUUGCGACCUACGCCAGUUUUCUUCGCCGCGCGAAUCACAUGAACUGCAAAAUUCCCGACGGCUGGCUGGAGAAGCUUGAGCCGAUAAAGAACGACGAUGUGGCUGUCCGCGAGAUCGGCAAGACCCUCGUCGCUGGCUUGUGCCGGCAGAUCCUGGCGGCCGGGAUCAGGCAUCUGCAUUUUUACACCAUGAACUUAGCGCAGGCCACCCGUAUGGUGCUCGAAGAACUGGACUGGAUGCCAUCUCCGGACCGCCCCCUGAAGCAAGCACUCCCUUGGAAGCAGUCCCUCGGGCUCGGCCGCCGUGGUGAGGAUGUCAGGCCCAUCUUCUGGCGCAACCGGAACAAGUCGUACAUUGCGCGCACCCAAGACUGGGAUGAGUUCCCUAACGGCCGGUGGGGUGACUCGAGGUCUCCCGCCUUUGGUGAACUGGACGCCUACGGUAUCGGCCUAACGGGCAACAAUGAGCAAAACCGCAAGAAGUGGGGAGAGCCUCAGACCAUCGGAGAGAUUGCCAACAUGUUUGUCCGAUAUCUGAAUAAGGAAAUCGAGUACCUUCCUUGGAGCGAGGCACCCUUGACGAGCGAGGCCGAUUUGAUCAAAAAUGAUUUGAUUAGCCUCAACAAGAGAGGUCUCAUCACAGUAAAUUCUCAACCGGCUGUCAACGGCGUCAAGUCGUCUCAUCCCGUACAUGGCUGGGGCCCUACGAAUGGAUACGUCUACCAGAAAGCCUAUCUCGAGCUGCUUGUCUCUCCGGAAAUCUUCCCCGAGAUCAAGAGACGCAUUCACGGUCACCCUGAUCUGACCUACUAUGCUGUGACUAAAUCAGGUAGCCUGCACACCAAUGCGCCAUCUGAGGGCCCCAAUGCUGUUACAUGGGGCGUGUUCCCUGGUAAGGAAAUCGUCCAGCCUACCAUAGUUGAGAGCAUCAGCUUCCUGGCCUGGAAAGACGAAGCUUUCCGGCUUGGGGUAGACUGGGCCCGCUGUUAUGAGACAAACACCCCCAGCCGCCUCGUGCUUGAGCAGAUCAUGAACACGUGGUAUCUUGUAAAUAUCGUGAACAACGACUUUCACGAGCAACGAAUAAUUUUCGAGGUCCUGAGCGACCUCAAAGUUCUGGACCUUGACAAGGUGCCAACGGCCCCCACCAACGGGACGACGAACGACACAACCAAUGGGGCAACCAAUGGGGCAAUCAAUGGCACAACUAACGGCGACGCCAACGGAACCCAUCACUCUACAAACGGUGUCGAGGCUUCAACAGUACCUCAGUAA